CAUCUACAUGUGGAUUCUAACAGUGAAAGAGAAGCAACGACUUAAAAAGACUCGGGGUGUUGGUUUGACAGUUCAUGGCAUGCUUAAACAUGUUCAACAGUGAGCAACAAAGCUUUUACACUUCCUCUAUUGACCCAAGAAUCUCCUUCUCCAAUGAUUUUGUGGAUGCACAACAAGCCAUCAAGUACGAAAGCAGCUAUAGAGAAGCACCGGUUUCCACAGAUUUCGAGUUCUCGGUGAAAAACUACUCCAUGAUUCCUGCAGAUGAAAUCUUCUUCAAGGGCACGAUGUUGCCUUUGAAGGAUAACUGCACCAACAGCCAACAGCGAAAAAUGACCUUACGAGAUGAAUUACUUGUCGAUGAUGAGCAUAAUGAUGCCUUCCCAACACCAAAGAGUUCAGGCUGGUGGAAGGAGAAGCUGAGGUUAAAGAGGGGUCACUUUACACUUAAGAAAAGUGAUAGGAACAGUGCGGUUUUGGAUAGAGUUGUUGAAGAGAGGCCUGUUUUUGUUCAUGAAGGAGGACUAACUAACAAGAGAACACAGGAAGAGUUGAUUGAAGGAGGGAUAAGUUGCGAAGACAGUGAAAUAUAAUGCUAUCCACAACGAAAGAGGCAAAUUUUUUCGAGGGAGGGAAUCGUUGCUGUGAUACUGCAACAGAGCUGGGAUUUCGUUGACUUGCAAUCUUUUGUUUUAGUUAUUUUUUGUAGCUUUACUUUUUCAUUCGACUCAAAAACAGCAACACGUCUCCCUUGUACCCCCCCAUGGAAAGAGUGGUAUAUGGCUGUUUUGCUAUGUACAAAUGUUUGCUGCUGAACAACUUCCACUAAAACAAGUAGUAUUUAUAAAUGUAACCAUCGGAUUAUGAUUUCCAUUUACUAACAUGAGCUGCGCUAUUCAAGUCUUA
Populus nigra (black poplar) is the source of this 906-nucleotide messenger RNA. RefSeq lists its product as uncharacterized. The record is from RefSeq and is a predicted model, not a curated record. The coding region runs from base 75 to 593 and encodes 172 amino acids. The transcript is spliced from 2 exons. Lineage: Eukaryota; Viridiplantae; Streptophyta; Magnoliopsida; Malpighiales; Salicaceae.